AAGGUGGAGAGCCACCGCGGGCCGAGACUUUAAAUCGCCUUCAUUUCCCCCAAAUCCUUCCUUUUCCUCUCCUCCCCCAGGCCGGCGGGGAGGCAGCUUCCACCGCCCUCCGCGCGCCCUCGCCCGGCCUUGCUCUGCCUCCGGGGACCGCCAGCAGCCCGCCUCCAAAAGUUUGAUUUUUUUUUUUUUUUUUUCCCCCUGCUUCUUCUUCCUUUUUGGUGGAAGCAGAGAAGAGCGAGGCAGGGGCGAGCGCGGCGCCGGGACUCCUGGGACCAUGGGCCUGGCGCGGGCGCCCGCGGGGCCCCGGCCGCGCUGCCUGCCUGCUCGGGCGCCCCUGGGAGCGGGACUGCGCUGGGGGCGCGGGGGCCGAGCGCUCUGAGCCCGCCUGGCGCGGCGGGGCGGGGGGCUGGCGGCCCCAUGGGGCGCGCCCACACUUGCCCCCCGGGCUCGGGAGCAUGAAGUAGGGGCCCGCCAUGGGAGCGGGAUCGGCGCGGGGGGCCCGAGGCACAGCGGCGGCGGCAGCGGCGCGCGGGAGGGGAUUUCUCUUCACCUGGAUCUUAGUCUCACUUGCCUGUCACCUGGCUUCCACCCAAGGAGCUCCUGAAGAUGUGGACGUCCUCCAGCGGCUGGGCCUCAGCUGGACGAAGGCAGCGGGCGGCCGGAGCCCCCCGCCCCCAGGGGUCAUUCCGUUCCAGUCAGGCUUCAUCUUUACGCAGCGGGCCCGGCUCCAGGCCCCCACGGCUGCCGUCGUCCCUGCCGCCCUGGGCACAGAGCUGGCGCUGGUGCUGAGCCUCUGCUCCCACCGGGUGAACCAUGCCUUCCUCUUCGCCGUCCGCAGCCGGAAGCACAAGCUGCAGCUGGGCCUGCAGUUCCUCCCUGGCAAGACAGUCGUCCACCUGGGGCCCCGGCGCUCCGUGGCCUUCGACCUCGACGUGCACGACGGGCGCUGGCACCACCUGGCCCUGGAGCUCCGCGGCCGCACCAUCACCCUGGUGACGGCCUGCGGGCAGCACCGGGUGCCUGUCCCGCUGCCUUUCCACAGGGACCCAGCGCUUGACCCCGAGGGCUUGUUCCUUUUUGGGAAGAUGAGCCCACACGCAGUCCAGUUUGAAGGUGCCCUGUGCCAGUUCAGUAUCUACCCCGUGACGCAGGUCGCUCACAAUUACUGUACCCACCUGAGAAAGCAGUGUGGGCAGGCUGACACGUACCGGCCCCAGCUGGGACCCUUCCUCCCCCGAGACUCUGGCACACCCCUCACCUUCCAGACCGACCUUGCCCUGCUGGGCCUGGAGAACCUGACCACUGCCACGCCAGCCCUGGCGUCACGGCCAGCAGGCAGGGGGCCCAGGGUGACUGUGGUGCCUGCCAUGCCCCUAACGACUAGCACCACAGGCCCGCACCAGCCCGUCACAGGUGGAGGCCCAGCCCGGACCCUCCUGCCACCUGCCAAGCUGUCAGCCAGUGGAGGGCUGCCUCCCGUGCCCCCAGCCUCUCCUGCCAGCUCCACCAGACCUGUCCAGCCACUGCAGAAGAGCACAGCCACCAAAAUCCCCAAAAGUCACCCCACCAAGCCUUCAGCCCCUUCUCCUUCAAUUGCCCCUGUCAAAAGUCCCCGCCCCACCCAGAAGACAGCUCCGCCUUCCUUCACAAAGUCAGCCCCACCCGCCAAGAAGCCGGUGCUACCCACUUCCCACCCAGUUCCUGCCAAAGUCUCCUGUCCCACAGUGAAGCCCAUCCAGAGGAACCCUGUAACGCCCAGAUCCCCAGCACCCAGCGCCCGGCCCCUACCUCCUGCUGCCAGCUCCUCUAAAAAGUCUUUUCCCCCAGUGGUCCAGGCUGAGACCAAGUUGAGCAGUCGUGUCAGUGAGCCGGCUCCUGCCCGCACCAACACACACAGACCUCCCCGAGCCACUGUCGUGCCCCCAUCACCUGCCCCCAGUCCUAGUGCUUCCAGGACUGCUCGGCCACAAGCCACAGCGAUGCCUCCCACCCUCGCUCCUGGUUCAGCCCCCACUGGAAGCAAGAAACCCACUGGAUCAGAAGCCACAAAGAAAGCCAGAUCCAAGAGCAGCCCCUGGAAGCCCGUCCCUCUCAGACCUGGGAAGGCAGCCAGGGAUGUCCCGUUUAACCAUCCGACAACUGGGCCGAGCCCCAGACGGCUGCGGCCCAGCCAGCAGACCACCCCGGCCCCGGCGCUGGCCCCGGCGCGAGUCCUGUCCUCCAGCCCCCAGCCCAUGAGCACUGGCUCUUCGUUCUUCCACCUGGUGGGACCCACACCUUUCCUGCUGCUGAUGGGACCUCCGGGGCCCAAGGGAGACUGUGGUUUACCGGGUCCGCCUGGGCUGCCUGGGCUCCCUGGACCUCCUGGUACACGGGGUCCUCGGGGUCCUCCUGGGCCUUAUGGAAAUCCAGGCCUCCCCGGCCCUCCUGGAGCCAAAGGACAGAAAGGGGACCCCGGGCUCUCACCAGGAAAGGCUCACGAUGGGGCAAAGGGCGACGUGGGCUUGCCUGGGCUCUCUGGGAAUCCAGGACCUCUUGGACGAAAGGGAUACAAGGGCUAUCCUGGACCGGCGGGGCACCCCGGAGAACAGGGGCAGCCGGGACCCGAGGGCAGCCCAGGGGCCAAAGGUUACCCUGGCAGGCAGGGGUUACCUGGACCUGUAGGAGACCCUGGCCCCAAAGGCAGCCGGGGCUACAUUGGACUCCCAGGGCUCUUCGGCCUGCCAGGGUCCGAUGGAGAGCGAGGUCUGCCUGGCGUUCCUGGCAAGAGGGGCAAGAUGGGUAGGCCGGGGUUUCCUGGAGACUUUGGGGAAAGAGGCCCUCCGGGACUGGAUGGAAACCCCGGAGAACUGGGCUUACCAGGGCCCCUAGGAGUCCCUGGCCUCCUUGGCGACAUGGGAGCAUUGGGUCCAAUUGGCUACCCAGGACCCAAGGGCAUGAAGGGACUGAUGGGAAACGUGGGGGAACCCGGACUGAAAGGUGAUAAGGGUGAACAAGGGGUUCCGGGUGUGUCGGGAGAUACCGGAUUCCAAGGAGACAAGGGGAGCCAGGGAUUGCCAGGGUUCCCAGGCGCACGGGGGAAGCCAGGGCCUGUGGGCAAAGUUGGAGACAAAGGAUCCGUUGGGUUUCCUGGGCCCCCUGGACCCGAGGGAUUUCCCGGAGACAUUGGCCCCCCUGGGGACAACGGCCCAGAAGGCAUGAAGGGUAAGCCUGGAGCUCGAGGCCUGCCGGGACCCCGUGGGCAGCUGGGGCCAGAGGGAGAUGAGGGACCCAUGGGGCCACCAGGGGCCCCUGGCUUGGAGGGUCAACCUGGCAGAAAGGGGUUUCCUGGAAGGCCUGGCCCGGAUGGCUUGAAGGGAGAACCAGGCAAUCCUGGACGGCCGGGGCCCAUGGGUGAGCAGGGACUUCUGGGAUUCAUUGGUCUGGUCGGGGAGCCAGGAAUCAUGGGAGAAAAGGGUGACCGGGGCAUGAUGGGACCCCCAGGCGCGCCCGGACCCAAGGGGUCGAUGGGUCAUCCUGGAACUCCAGGUGGUGUUGGGACCCCCGGAGAGCCUGGACCUACGGGUCCUCCAGGAUCUCGAGGCCCGCUGGGCAUGAGGGGAGCAAAGGGACGCCGGGGACCCCGAGGACCAGAUGGACCAGCUGGGGAGCAGGGGUCCAGGGGUCUGAAGGGUCCUCCAGGACUACGGGGCAGACCAGGCCAGCCUGGGCAGCAGGGCGUGGCUGGCGAGCGAGGGCACCUGGGCACACGAGGCUUUCCUGGCAUCCCGGGUCCCUCCGGCCCCCCAGGUACCAAGGGCCUCCCAGGAGAACCGGGCCCUCAGGGACCCCAGGGGCCAAUUGGCCCUCCGGGAGAGAUGGGACCCAAGGGGCCACCAGGUGCAGUGGGAGAACCAGGCCUUCCUGGGGAAGCUGGAAUGAAGGGUGACCUUGGGCCUCUGGGCACCCCUGGGGAGCCGGGCCUCAUUGGGCAGCGGGGAGAGCCAGGCCUCGAGGGUGACAGUGGCCCUGCAGGGCCCGACGGGCUGAAGGGGGACAGGGGUGACCCCGGGCCCGACGGUGAACGUGGCGAGAAGGGCCAGGAGGGACUGAAGGGUGAGGACGGGCCACCCGGCCCCCCUGGCAUCACUGGCGUCCGGGGUCCUGAAGGAAAACCAGGGAAGCAAGGCGAGAAGGGCCGCAUGGGAGCCAAGGGUGCCAAGGGCUACCAAGGACAGCUGGGUGAGAUGGGCGUCCCUGGAGACCCCGGACCCCCUGGCACCCCAGGCCCUAAAGGGUCCCGGGGCAGCCUGGGACCAACGGGUGCUCCAGGACGGAUGGGGGCCCAAGGAGAACCGGGGCUGGCUGGUUACGAUGGACACAAAGGCAUCAUGGGACCCCUCGGACCUCCUGGACCAAAGGGCGAAAAGGGGGAGGAGGGUGAGGAUGGCAAGGCCGAGGGGCACCCCGGGCCACCUGGAGAUCGGGGCCCUGUGGGUGAUCGAGGAGACCGCGGGGAACCAGGGGACCCUGGAUACCCUGGACAGGAGGGCGUACAAGGCCUCCGUGGAAAUCCAGGCCAGCAGGGCCAACCCGGGCAUCCGGGACCCCGGGGACGGCCGGGCCCCAAAGGAUCGAAAGGGGACGAGGGACCAAAGGGAAAGCAAGGCAAGGCUGGGGGACCAGGACGGAGGGGGAUCCAGGGCGUGCAGGGGCUGCCGGGGCCUCGGGGCGUGGUGGGGAGACAGGGCCCCGAGGGUGUCGCUGGACCAGAUGGGCUUCCUGGCCGGGACGGUCAAGCAGGACAGCAGGGGGAGCAGGGAGACGAUGGGGGCCCUGGCCCCGUGGGCCCUGCUGGGAAGAGAGGAAAUCCAGGUGUGGCUGGCUUGCCUGGAGCACAGGGACCCCCAGGAUUCAAGGGUGAAAGUGGGUUACCCGGGCAGCUGGGUCCCCCUGGCAAACGAGGGACAGAAGGCGGAACGGGGCUUCCUGGGAACCAUGGGGAGCCUGGAUCCAAAGGCCAGCCGGGUGACUCUGGUGAGAUGGGAUUCCCAGGAAUGGCUGGCCUCUUCGGACCCAAGGGCCCCCCAGGAGACAUUGGCUUCAAAGGCAUCCAGGGCCCUCGGGGGCCUCCUGGCUUGAUGGGGAAGGAAGGCAUCAUUGGGCCCCUAGGAAUCCUGGGACCUUCAGGACGCCAGGGUCCGAAGGGCGACAAAGGCAGGCGAGGGGACUUGGGAUUGCAAGGUCCGAGGGGUCCUCCCGGUCCCAGAGGGCAGCCCGGCCCACCGGGUCCUCCAGGGAGCCCUAUUCACUUUCAACAAGAUGACCUUGGGGCAGCUUUCCAGACGUGGAUGGACACUAGUGGAGCACUGAGAGCAGAGGGUUACAGCCAUCCGGACCGGCUGGUGCUGGACCAGGGAGGGGAGAUCUUUAAAACCUUACACUACCUCAGCAACCUCGUCCAGAGCAUUAAGACGCCCCUGGGCACCAAAGAGAACCCCGCCCGGGUCUGCCGGGACCUCUUGGAUUGUGAGCAGAAGAUGGUGGACGGUACCUACUGGGUGGAUCCAAACCUUGGCUGCUCGUCCGACACCAUCGAAGUCUCCUGCAACUUCACACAUGGUGGACAGACGUGUCUCAAGCCCAUCACGGCCUCCAAGGUGGAGUUUGCCAUUAGCCGGGUCCAGAUGAAUUUUCUGCACCUACUAAGCUCUGAGGUGACACAGCAAAUCACCAUCCACUGCCUUAACAUGACCGUGUGGCAGGAGGGCACCAGGCAGACCCCAGCUAAGCAGGCUGUGCGCUUCCGGGCCUGGAACGGGCAGAUCUUUGAAGCCGGGGGUCAGUUCAGGCCGGAAGUGUCAAUGGAUGGCUGCAAGGUCCAGGAUGGCCGCUGGCAUCAGACACUCUUCACCUUCCGGACCCAGGACCCCCAGCAGCUGCCCAUUGUCAGCGUGGACAACCUCCCUCCCGCCUCAUCAGGGAAGCAGUACCGCCUCGAAGUUGGACCUGCGUGCUUCCUCUGACCUCUGACCUCCUGGCUCCUCUCGGCCUCGAGGGGGAGGGAAGAGGAGGAGGAGGCAAAGGGAGGGUACCUAGGGGCAGGUGGGCCCCUAGGAGAGGCAGCUCACCUGCCCAAGGAUCCUUGAGCAGACCCCAGCUGUUGUCUGCCCAGUAGAAGAGGCUGCGGGGUAGCAGGGCAUGGGGUAUCCUUGGGAACAACUGAUCCCAGCUCAGCCCCAAAGACCAACCAAAGAGCCAGCCAGAGCAAGCUGGGCCUGCAACCUGCCUGAGCCCCGCGGCCUGUCUCCCAGCUCUGCGGCCACCCCCUUCCCUGCCCAGCUUCCUUCCCAAAGAGCCCCACGUUCCAGCCAGCUUGAGGGAAGGGGGCAUCUCGUCAGCUGGUCCCUGCCAGGGAGCUUUGAUGUGCAAUAUUAGAGAGGAGACAUGAAAAAAGGAGAAAAGGAAAGAAAGAAGUAUAUAUAUUUUAUUUAAACAAACACAAAGAAGGUGCGUUACUAUUUUUUUUUCACCUGGGAAAGAGGUGAGAAGGUGAGAGAGAGCAGCCAGGGGGUGGGAAGUGACGGAUGCCGAGAGGGAGAGGUGAGAUCCUCGGGGCUGGGGGUGCCCACGUCUGCUACCUCCCACUGUGAAAUCGCUGGUGCUCACAAUUGUCUCGUAGUGUAUGUGAUUUUUUUAAGGAAAAAAAAAAACCCUAUUUAAGAUUCUGAAGGUGCUACCAGUUUUGCCACAGACUUUGAAGAAACAUUUGGAUGUGGGGUAUCAUCCACGUUUUUCUCUCUCCUCCAAAUGACAAAGUUUGGGGAAUUUUUAAAAUUUUCUUAGCAUCACCCUUGUGCUCAUUGCAUAAUCUGUUAAGGAGUAGGGGGAAGAAGGUAAAAGGAAAAAAAAACAAAAAGCAAAGCAAAAAAACAAAAACAAAAAACAACCAGAAACAGAAGUAGAAAAGAUUUACCUUUUAACUUAUGGACUUUGAAACAUUUGUCCUCUUAAGGCAGGGGGAGGCCUGAGGAUGAAGGAUUUUAGUUUGGCCUUUCUUGGUCCUGGAGGGAAGUUAGGCUUGUCUUGGAGGGUAUGAUCUAGACUGGAGAGUCCUGACCUUGCAGCUUUGACUUUGAAGAAACCAGUUAGGAGAACGGCACUGGGUCAGGGCUGGCCUUGGAGGUGGCAUGUAAAUAUGGACCCAUCUCAUGAUGAAGCCACAGACCAUCCCCUAAGGUCCUCCCUUCCUGGAGCUUGUCCUUCCAAGAUGCAGUCAUCACUCUUGCUUUUUCAUUGUCAUUCAGUUCUGUAGAAACCCAGCGCCAUCAGCUCCAAGUAUAAAUGUGGGCUGAGGAGAAGGGCUUAUUACGGGAAUCUCCGAGCUCAGCGUGGCCGGGCUCUUCAGGGCCAUCUGAAUUGUCCUGCCUCAGCGAACCAGUCAGCAUCCAGGCUGGAUUUGGAGGUCAUUUUAACUAUGGAAUUAUUUUUGUAGAAGGGGAAGUUUUAUGUGAAAGUCUAUUUGUGUCUUUUUUUUUUCUAAAGUGUCUCUUUGGGGAUUGGAUUCGAUUUUCAUUAUUUAAUACCUCACUCUGGCCCACCCUCCCCUCCCCCCCACUUCCUGUCUCCCUCCCCCACCCCGCCCGCCUCCACGCUCCCUGGAAGCGUGUUUUUGUAGCAGCUCGGGCCUCAUCUCAGCGCUCGGUCUCCACCUGGCCUCUGUCCUGGCGUCUGUCUUGCUCUUGGGUUUCUCUGCUGUCCUUGUUCAUGUCUCUGUCCAUGUGUCAAUGUGUUAAAACCCAAGUGGGUUCCGUUUCUCCUUUUCCCUUCUGGAUUUUAAAUAAAUAUUUAAAACUGAGGCAAUGGAAUGACA
Molecule: messenger RNA, 7852 nt
Organism: Balaenoptera ricei (Rice's whale)
Lineage: Eukaryota; Metazoa; Chordata; Mammalia; Artiodactyla; Balaenopteridae
Gene: COL27A1
Product: collagen type XXVII alpha 1 chain
Exons: 61
Coding region: 474-6005 (1843 amino acids)
Molecular function (GO): extracellular matrix structural constituent
Source: RefSeq, a predicted model, not a curated record